UCAUUCUUCUUCAUUUCUUUCUUCGAACACACACCAAACAGAAUUUCUCCCUCGCGCGCUCUUACUCACUUAGUGCGCUGCCGUUUCGGAUUAUUUUUUGUUUAGUUUAGCUCUCGUCUGUUAUCUGUGCUUUAAAGAAGUUAUUUAUUUUCACAAAUGUUUAUUGCCGAUUGUGCCAGCUAAUCGACUGCGUUAACCGUUACACAUCGCUAUAUUAUUUUUGAUUGUUCAACAACCAGCAUCGAGUUGUUAUUUGUGUGGAGUGCGGUAAAAAAAAAUCGCCGUUGCUUAUCGAUUUUGGUGACUACUUCAAGAAAAGCGUACACAUUUUUAUCAUCCAAGUUUUAAAAAAAAAUUCGUCAAAAUCAAAUCGUUAAUUUUUUUUUCUUAACAAAAUCGGUUUUUGUGAGUGAUAAAAGAAAGUUCAUAACGGACAAAAAAAACACGAAAAAAGAAAAAAAAUAACUAGUGUCCACGGAAAGAAUUUUGUACAGGCCGUGCAAUCAUUCAUCAUAAUUUUGUCAAUACUUUUACUGUUCUGUUCAACUGACCGCAUUUCUUCUCUUAAUUGUUAAGCAUUCCGUUUUUUUCGGUAAUUGUUGGUGAUCGAUCACAAGCCAUCGAUUAAAAUAACUUUGAAGAUUUAUUUCGAUUUUGCACGGAAGAAUUUUCUCCAAAACGGACGCAACAAAUAUAUCGACCUUCUUUUUUUUUGGCAAAAUAACAAAUGUCCAGACGAAUUGGUUUAUGUUUCGAUGAUUGACCAAACGGAAAGUUCUCUGUAGCAUUUUAUUUUUCUGCAAAGAAAAUUAUAAAUAACGAAAGAAAGGCGGCAAACCAACCAACCACACAUAACUAAAAAAAAAAGAGUAAUAAUUGCGGAACAUUUUUUUCUCGUCUUCGUUUGGCUCGCCUUUGGACUGCUAUGCAAAUUGGAUUUCAAGCCGAAAAUUGAGAGACGAAACUAAGACAAUAAGCUCGAACCACGCAUAUCAUACAGCAAAAAUCGUAUAAGCAAAGAACGAAAAAGAAAACACCAUCAACCAGGAAGAGAAAACACACAGUUUGGCACACAGAGAACACUGAAAUUCGGCACCAGAUCAAUAUGUGGAAAGUGAUCUUACUCAGUGUGGCUCUCUCUUCACUGCAUCUGACUGACGGCCAAGAAUUUGCAUCGCUCCAAAUUCAGACACAGUCCGAGCCCAGACAACGUGAUGCCAGCGAUGGAUCUCAGAUAAAUCAACGUAAUUCGAAAGCCGUGACACCACCACCAUCGAAUUGCCCACGGACGUGCCCCGUAUUGACAUCACUUCAAGAUCCACCAGUAUGCGGUACGGAUGGCUUGAUUUACGCCAACUCAUGUGAAAUGAAGAAAAAGACCUGCAUCCGAAAUGGUGCUGCAAAUGUUAAGGAAGCAGUAAAUGGUUGUGAACGUGCCACCGGAUCGGCAUGCAUGCAUCGUUGUCCAACCGAUAAAGAUCAUGUUUGUGCCACAGACGGUCGAACGUAUUUGAACAGAUGUAUGCUUCGAGUGCAAGCAUGUCGAGUGGGUUUGGCAGCUGUAGCAUUAGCUCAUGUUGGUCCUUGUGGCAAUACGAGUGCAAUUCGUGAAUCUUGCCCGGUUGAUUGUAACAGUGCACCCAAAGACGGUCCAACCUGUGGAAGCGAUGGAAAUGUGUACAAUUCAACGUGCGAGAUGAAAUUGUUGACUUGUGGUCAGGGUGUCGUACGAACAAAUCGCAAAAAUUGCCAGAGCACAAGGAUGUGCAGAGAGAGUUGCUGGCGAGUGGCUCGUCCGACUUGUGGAAGUGAUGGCCGCAUCUAUGCAUCUGCCUGUAAAAUGCGGUCAACAAAUUGUGGAAAGCACAUUUUCGAAGUUCCAAUGUCGUAUUGUAUGAUGCAGGAGCAACGAACCGCAAACACUGCCGGCAACCAACCAAUGGAUUGUCCAACAGAUUGUGCGAAAACCGUACAGCAACUCGUUUGCGGGAGCGAUGGUAACAUUUACAGUUCAAUGUGCGAACUCAAAAUGUUGAAUUGUGGUACUCCAAAGAAGUCAAUUCAAUCGGUGCCGAUGGAACGAUGCAAAUCACGAUUGGCAAAGUGCAAAAAACUCGCUGCCUGCAGCAAAGAGCGUUACGCUGGCCUAGUCAAACCAUCGAAAAAUGAUUAUUUGUGCGGAACUGAUUCGAAAACUUAUAAAUCCGAAUGCGAUUUGGCCCAGGCCAACUGCUUGCGUAAUGUUCAAUUGGCUCACAUUGGCGCUUGCACCAAGCUCAAGACCAAUAUUUUCCAAUGCAAUGAAAAAUGCACGGAUAGCGACAGUACGACCGGCCCAAUUUGUGCUUCCGAUGGAAAUGUGUAUCGAACACUGUGCGAAAUGAAAGAGAAAACGUGUGGCAGUCGCGUUGUUCCCGUGUCGUUGAAAAAUUGUGCAACGACUGCCUACUGCAAUGCUGAUUGCGAUGCGGAAGCUGCAUCAUUUGUUUGUGGCUCCGAUAAUAAAUUUUAUCGAAGCGAAUGCCAUAUGCGUAAAGAAAAUUGCGGUAAACACAUGUUCAUCAUACCGAUGAAACGUUGUUUGGCCGCAUUCACGUUCAAAGGAUGCGCUCGUAUGUGCCCACAGGACUUUGAACCCGUGUGCGGAACAGAUUCGAAAACUUAUUCAAAUGAAUGCUUUUUGAGCAUAGAAAAUUGCCGAUCGCGAAAUAAUGUGCAAUUAAAACACCACGGAACUUGCGGUCGACCCGAACAACCAGCACAAAACUAUUUAUACUAAUUCAUAGGCGCAUAUAAAUAAAUGUAAAAAAAACAACUUUUUUAACCGAAUUUCGUUUUCACAUUUUUAUGUGUAUUAUUCAAGCUACAAAAAAAAAUCAUCACACAUACAAACAUUAUCAUAAAUAAUUAGCGAAUAUCCCCCUUACAGAAACAACAACAAACAAACAAAUAAGUUUAAAAAGAUAUACGACAAAAUUCUUAGUGAUCUGACGUCUGCAAUAAAUUUUUUUCUUUACAACAGAAUUCAAAGCAACCGAAAAUCAAUAAAAAAAAAAUAAAAGCAAAAAAAAACGUAACUUUGUUCACACAUCGACUGAUUGAUUGAUAAAUUGGCUCAAACAUAUCGAAAACUAGGAAUUUUUGUACAAAAUACUUUUGUAUUGAAUCUAGAUAUUAUAUAUAUAUUUAAAGCUAAAUUAAUGAGAAAAAAAAACAUUAUUAUCAAGUUAUCAUAAUAUUUAUUGACAUUUAUUAUACAAUUUUUCUCUCUUAGUUCUUCACUUUGAAACUUUGAUAACAGCAACAACAACAAUGACGACGACGACGAUUUUUGGUUAAUACUCAUUUCAGUCUAAAAUAAGUGCUAUAAGGAAAAAUAUUGUUCUUGAUACUAUAUUCCAACGUUAAUCUGUUUAUGUAUUAUGUAAUCGUUUCCUUUUAAUACGAAAUAAAAAUACGUGGAAAAAUUGAAAUUCACGAAUACUCGAACUUGA
Molecule: messenger RNA, 3494 nt
Organism: Sitodiplosis mosellana (orange wheat blossom midge)
Lineage: Eukaryota; Metazoa; Arthropoda; Insecta; Diptera; Cecidomyiidae
Product: agrin
Exons: 8
Coding region: 1106-2779 (557 amino acids)
Biological process (GO): cell differentiation; multicellular organism development
Molecular function (GO): protein binding
Source: RefSeq, a predicted model, not a curated record